CUCAUCAUUCUAGCAAAACAUUACACUCAUCGCCGAUUACAUUCAUCCUUCAUCAAUUAUAAUUAUACUCAUCGUUCUAGCGCAAAACCGAUUAAACUCAUUGUUCUAGAGAAAAAAACCUAACAACCUCUUGUUAUUCAUUUUUUCCAAUUCAUCAUGGAUGAUUACUAUUGCAAAGCAUACCCUAAUAUUUAUUCCACCGAUGACAUUACAAAAAUUAUUUCAUCAUCAUGUCCCAAUUGCAAUUACUUCAAUAUAGAGUUUGAGUACACAAAUAUGUAUGUAUUAAAUGCUAGAAAGUUUCAAACUUUUUGUGAUACUGAUGUUCACACUUUUUCAAAUGUCUCCAUGGAUAAUAAAAUAAUGCAAGAAUCUACUAUUAUUACAUGGCUUUCUAAAAUUAAUGUUCCUCAAGAUGCUUUUAGGUUGGUUGUGGCGAAUAUCUUGGAAUGUGCUAAUGAUAUGGUUAGAAGGUCAAAGAAAAACAAAAACCAAAGGGUUUUUCCAAUUCGAGUCGAUUUUGUUGUUACAAGGGCUAGUGAAGAUGAAAGUGAUGAAGACGACGAUUACGAAAUCAAAGAUGAAGAAGACGAAGAGAGUGUUAGUUUUGAAGAUGAAAUGGAAGUUGAAGAAGAAGAAAAUAAUGGGUUGGUUCCAGCGGCUAAGUCAUGUAUUGAGGAGUUGGAGAUGGUGAAAGUUGAAGAAGUUGGAAAAUGUCCAAUUUGUUUUGAAGAUUUUAAUGUUUGUGUUCGAAUGCCAUGUUUGCACAUGUUUCAUAUGAAUUGUAUUCGUGAUUGGUUGGAAGUAGGAAAUUCUUGUCCUUUGUGUAGGUAUAAAAUGCCCACUAGUAAAAUUGAAUAAGGGGUUACCUUUUUUUUUGUUACUAUGUAUUUGGUAAUUGUGAU
Messenger RNA from Cicer arietinum (chickpea), 905 nucleotides. Lineage: Eukaryota; Viridiplantae; Streptophyta; Magnoliopsida; Fabales; Fabaceae. The record is from RefSeq and is a predicted model, not a curated record.